AUGUCAGAUCUUGAAUCUAAUAAAGAAAAACUCCAUAUUACAUUGGAAAAAAUUGAUACUUUAAAUUCCAAUAAAGCUCAUGUUAACGGUUCGGAAGCUGAUACAACUUUGAAAUUCAUUAACCAACAUGCACAUCUUGUAACCACUCCAUUAACACCAGAAAGUGAACAACGUAUAAGAUGGAAGUUAUUCAUUUGGUUAGUUCCUUUAUUAAUGUUGAUUAAUACUAUAUUAUUCUUGGAUAAGAGUGCCCUAUCAUAUGGUGUAUUAUUAGGUUUAUUCCAAGAUGUUAAUAUCACAACUGAUCAAUAUAAUAAUUUGAAUUCAAUUUUUUAUACAGGUUAUCUUUUGGGACAAAUUCCAAUGCAUUUUAUAUUACAACGUUUAAAUUUUGGGAAAUUUAUAUCAAUAACUUUAUUUAUUUGGUGUAUUUUAACAUUUUUAACUGUAUUAGCUUCAAAUUAUGGUGGGCUAAUUGUUUUGAGGUUUUUAUUAGGUUUUUUUGAAAGUAUUGUUUUACCAGCUUUGGAGAUCACUUUAUUACAAUUUUUCAAUGCUAAGGAACGUGCCAUGAUUAAUCCAAUUUUUUGGACAACUUGUGUUGGACCAUCAGUUUGGAUUGGUGGGUUUAUAUCAUAUGGUUUAUUACAUUUGGAAAGUUCAAUUUCAAAUUGGAAAAUUUUCUUAAUAAUCAUUGGUGGAUUAACUUUAUUAACUUCAAUAUUAUCAUGGUUUAUUUAUCCAAGUAAUCCAGCUGAAGCAAAGUUUUUAACAAUUGAAGAACGUGUUCUUUUGAUUAAUAAAAUUCAAAACCAAUCAAAUUCAUCUAUAGAACAGAAAAAAGUUAAACCUUAUCAAAUUAAAGAAUGUUUUAAAGAUCCUAUAAGUUGGUUAUUUUUGGCAUUUGCAUUAACAUCAAUGAUUAUGAAUAAUAUAAUGUUUCAAGCAAAUAUUUUAUAUGAAUCAUUAGGUGUUUCAAAUUUAGGUUCAACUUUAGUUAAUGUAGCAGGUGGUGGAUUUGCCACGUUAUACCUCAUUGGUGGUGUUAUAUUCAUUUAUAAAGUUAAAAAUUCCACAGCUUGGAUUAUCUUAAUUGGUGCAAUUCCUGGUUUAGCAGGUUCAAUUGGUAUGGUUACAAUUCCUUAUGAUAAAAAAUUAGCUCUUGUUGCAUGUUUGGUUCUUGCAGGUAAUACAUUUGCAUUAUCAUUUAUAGCAGCAGUUGGAUGGUCAACUUCAACAGCUUCAGGGUAUACCAAGAAAUUUUAUAGAAAUAUAAUGUUUAUGUUUGGAUAUUGUAUUGCAAAUAUUAUAUCACCACAAAUUUGGAAAGGAAAUCAAGCACCAAGAUAUUAUCCUGCAUGGGGGAUUCAAAUUGUUAUAAGUUUUUUCAUACCUGUUGUUAUUGGAUUUAUUAUUCAUAUUAUUUUGCAAAAAAGAAAUCAAGAAAGAUUGAAGUUUAUUAAAGAAAAUCCUGAUUCAAAAUUUGGUCAAGUUAUUAUUAAUGAUUUAGAAACUGGUGAAGAGAUUAUUGAAAAAGUUGAGAUUGCAAAUUUGGAUUUAACUGAUUUGGAAAAUAAAACAUUUAUCUAUCCAUUAUGA
Molecule: messenger RNA, 1599 nt
Organism: Hansenula ciferrii
Lineage: Eukaryota; Fungi; Ascomycota; Saccharomycetes; Phaffomycetales; Wickerhamomycetaceae
Product: putative transporter
Exons: 1
Coding region: 1-1599 (532 amino acids)
Biological process (GO): transmembrane transport; L-cysteine transport
Cellular component (GO): membrane
Molecular function (GO): L-cysteine transmembrane transporter activity
Source: RefSeq, a predicted model, not a curated record